Molecule: messenger RNA, 489 nt
Organism: Adineta ricciae
Lineage: Eukaryota; Metazoa; Rotifera; Eurotatoria; Adinetida; Adinetidae
Source: the annotation of a GenBank genome assembly
AUGCCUCGCUCACACCAUUCUCGCAAACGUCAUCAUUCUUCGUCUUUCAUCAAAUUCGUUGCCCGCAUUCAGCACACAUUUUCUUCGAAAAAUCUCAAAUCAUCAACUCCAGUUGUUUCACAAAUGCCACCAAUGCAUCCUGUGAAUUCAACUCCUGUACCGAUAUUUCCAUCGUUUCCAAAUCAUCCACGUUGUCGAUUGUCACAAAUUCUCUACGAUCCAUUGCAUCAAGUGGAAUACUUAAGCGAAAUAGAAGAAAAGACCAAUUCUGAUAUUUCCGAUCAAUCACUCGCUGUUGACGACAACGACUCGUGUUAUGAUUCCAUGAGUGAACAUCGCAACGAUCGAUUUAAUCUAUCGCAAAUGAACGUGAGCAUGGAUCAAGUCGACAAUCAUUCUACUGAAAUAAUCAAACUGCCCAAAUUACCUUGCUCAUUGGAGAAUGCUCGCUUUCAUUCGACUGCAAUCAAUGAUACUGGAAAUUUUUGA